Messenger RNA from Strongylus vulgaris, 405 nucleotides. NCBI's taxonomy places the organism in Eukaryota, Metazoa, Nematoda, Chromadorea, Rhabditida, Strongylidae. The record is from the annotation of a GenBank genome assembly.
AACCUUACAAUGAACGAAUUUGACGUCGAACAAUCUCCAGAUUUUGUUCGUUUGGAAAAUGAUCAGCUCGUCAUUGAUUGGACAGACACUCAGUCGAGGCGAGAAUAUCAAUUUGAUUCUAUCUGGCUACGAACGCGAAAUCCUUCCGACAAAGAAGUGGCCUUUCGCAGAAAACGUGUCUACCUCUUUCCCGAGACCACUUGGGGUAAAGAGGACAUAGAGGGGAGGCUGAAGAAGUUUGACCAUAAAGCAGUAAUGAACGACGAUAAGGCACUACAUGAUUUCCUGGAAGCAGUGUGUAUGGAUGGAAUAGCUGUAAUCAAGAAUGGCCCUACUAAUUCAAGAUCGGCUGUUCCAGAGUUAGGAGAACGAAUUGGACUAAUUCAGAGCACGCACUUUGGGUGA